CCGAGCACUCUCACACAUCAAAGUCCUUCCUACUUCCCAUCCAAACGUACCAAAAGGAGAGAGAAAUAACCAUGGCUUAUUCGCUGGUCUCGACCGCAGUGGAUAAGUUGAACAGCAUCCUCCAAGAUGAGGUGGCUUUGUUGGUGGGUGUCACCGACGAGAUCGAAAAGCUUUCCAGUACAUUCACCUUGAUCCAAGCUGUGCUUAAAGAUGCUGAAACUAGGCAAUUGAAGGACAAAGCAGUGAAGAUCUGGUUGGAGAAGGUCAAAGACGUGGCCUACGAUGUGGAUGACAUACUAGAUGAGUGGAUGACAGAUGAUCUCAGAUCACCAGCAGCCGAUGAAGGUGAUGGGUCCUGUUUCAGCAAGAAGAGGUUAAGACGCUUCCUCUCCCCCGUUAAUUGUUUCAAUCAUGUCAAGUUACGCCACAAAAUUGGGAGUAAGAUAAAGGAAGUGAGGGGUAGAUUAGAUAAUGUCGCCAAAGAGAAGAGCCAAUUGAGUCUUACAGUAGGUCUGGAUGCUGAAGUGAGUUCAGGCAUGAUCAGAGAGCGAGAGACGAGCUUCCUACUCGACCGAUCAUCAAUUGUAGGCAGAGAAGAUGACAAAAAUGAAGUCGUAGACUUUUUGUUGAGUGGUGGAGAGGCAAAUGAGGUGUCCAUGGUCAUUUCUAUUGUUGGCAUGGGGGGCGUGGGCAAAACCACCCUUGCCCAGCUCGCCUACAACGAUGAAGAUGUCAAGGGGCAUUUCACCAAGAGAAUGUGGGUGUGUGUUUCAGAAGAUUUUGAUAUGAAACGGAUUACAAAAUCAAUCAUAGAAUCUGCAACUGGGACUGGUUGCGAGUCAUUAGACUUGGCCACAUUGCAGGAUCGCCUCUGUGGUAUGUUGGACGCAAAGCGAUUCUUGCUUGUGCUUGACGACGUUUGGAGCAAUGACAGCGAGAUGUGGGACAAGCUGAGACUUCCCUUCCAAGCUGGUGCACCUGGGAGCCGAAUCAUUGUAACCACUCGUAGAGAAGAUGUUGCACAGACAGUGGGAAGCACACGCAUGCACAAACUGGCAGUUUUAUCUAAUGACGAUUGCUGGUUCCUGUUCAGCCAUAGAGCGCUCGAGCAUCAGAGUGUCGAAGACCAUUCGGAAUUGGAAGAGAUUGGAAGGGAAAUCGUAAAGAAGUGUGGAGGGUUUCCUCUCGCAGCAAAGACAAUAGGGAGUGCCAUGCGGUCAAGAAGGACAAAAAGCCAAUGGAAGCUUGUCUUGGAAAGCGAGAUAUGGAACUCAGGUGAUGUCUUUGGAGGCAUUUUACCAGCUUUGUUGCUAAGCUACCAUGACUUGCCUUAUGCACUGAAGCAGUGCUUCUCAUAUUGCUCUGUUUACCCAAAAGAUUGGUGGAUUCGGAAGGAUGAGAUAGUCAAGCAAUGGGUGGCCCAAGGUUUCAUCCGCUCUGAGGGAAGUACAGACAUGGAGGAAAUCAGCAAACUGUAUUUUGAUGAUUUGUUAAGGCGUUCAUUACUCCAAGAUGCAGUAACAGGUAGUGAUGGAAUGACAGACUGGUGCAAGAUGCAUGAUUUAGUUCAUGAUCUUGCACAAUCUGUUGCAGGAAGUGACUGUUCAACUGUGGACAUCAAAAGGCAAGCUUCACUCAAGCUAUACAAUGUCCGUCAUUCUUUUUUAAUUGUCAGUGAUGAAGCCGGUGAUGAAGUGGCUUCCAUUUGGGGCACUUUCUAUAAGGCCCACAAGUUGCGGACGUUGUUACUCAAGUCAAGAAUCUUCAGGUUGCCAUUGCCUUUGGAUAGGACUCCCACUGACAUUAAGAUAUUGAGAGUUCCACAUGAUUUAUUUCAUCAUUUGAAUCGCCUUAGGACAUUGAAGUUGAGUGGCACUAGCAUUAAGGAAUUGCCUGGAACAGUAGGACAGUUGAAACACUUGAGACAUCUUGAUUUAUCCUACACAGGCAUAGAGGAGUUGCCAGAGGAGUUGAGUAAUUGCAUAAAUUUACAGGCCUUGAUACUCAAUCACUGCUAUGAGCUAAUAAAACUGCCCAGAGGGAUGAGGAAAUUGAUUAGCCUGAGACUUUUGGAAUUCGACAAUUAUAACCAUCUGAGAUAUUUACCACAGGGCAUAGGGAGACUAACUGCCCUUCGGAAGUUAACAAAGUUCAUUGUGGGGGAUGGCGAUGAAGGAUGUAAAUGCGGAGAACUGAAACACCUCAAUCAUCUUCAAGGAAAACUUAAAAUUACUGGCUUGGGAAAUGUCAGGAUCAGUGACGAAGCUAGGGAGGCAGAACUGGAUAAGAAGCAGGACAUUCAUGCUCUACACUUGUCGUAUCGCGGCGAAGGUGGUGAAUUGAAUGAUGAUGAGGUGAAGAGGAUGGAUGAUGUGCUCCAAAGCCUCCAGCCCCACACAAACUUAAAAGAGUUAAGAAUACGGAGUUACCAAGGUUCCAAGCUUCCCACAUGGUUAGAGGAUCCGGUGUUCUCCAAUCUAGUCACUGUCAAACUCCAGUUUUGUUAUAAGUGUGAACAAUUGCCGGGUCUUGGGAAACUACCGUCCCUUAAAUACCUUGAAAUUGAUGGAAUGGAAGAGGUGAUGUGUGUGAGUGGUGAAUUUACUGGGGAUAAUAACAAUGGCGGUGGUGGUGGUGGUGGUGGUGGUGGUGUCUUAUUCCCUAAGCUGGAGACCCUUUACUUCAAGAGAAUGCCAAAUUGGGAGGAGUGGGAAUUGAGAGGUGGAGAUGGACGGGUUUUGCCAUCACUCCUCCAAUUAGAAAUACGAAACCGCCGAAAGCUGAAGGCAUUGCACUGCAACCUUUUACCACUCCUCUGGAAGCUGACUUUGGAAGGAAUUAAUGACAGGAUGUUAUGGGGAGGGCCCUUACCCGUCCUCCCCAACCUUAACCAUUUGGUGAUUGGUUGGAUUAAUGAUCUGACAUCAUUACCUGGUGGUUGGUUGGGACAACUCAAAGCCCUCCAAGCUCUGGAGAUCUCCUAUUGUCCACAGCUGGAGUCUUUACCAGAGGAGUUGGGACAACUCGAAGCCCUCCAAACUCUGGAAAUCAAGUGGUGUCCACAGCUGGGGUCUCUACCAGAAGAGCUGCAACGCCUCACCAUGCUUCAAAAUUUGUAUAUCAUCGGGUGUCCAGUCCUAGAAGAGCGCUGCUGAGAUGGAGGAGAAGAUCGGGACAAGAUUGCACACAUUCCUCUUAUAAAAUUAAGCUAUUGGUGACAUACUAAAGAGGUGGAAAGGAAAUCGAGGGCAGC
Molecule: messenger RNA, 3253 nt
Organism: Magnolia sinica
Lineage: Eukaryota; Viridiplantae; Streptophyta; Magnoliopsida; Magnoliales; Magnoliaceae
Product: putative disease resistance protein RGA3
Exons: 1
Coding region: 72-3155 (1027 amino acids)
Biological process (GO): defense response to other organism
Molecular function (GO): ADP binding; protein binding
Source: RefSeq, a predicted model, not a curated record